Molecule: messenger RNA, 1472 nt
Organism: Panicum hallii
Lineage: Eukaryota; Viridiplantae; Streptophyta; Magnoliopsida; Poales; Poaceae
Exons: 3
Coding region: 166-1125 (319 amino acids)
Source: RefSeq, a predicted model, not a curated record
CUCCACACGCAGCGACGCCUCCGGCCCGCGUCUUCAUUAACGCCGCCCCAAAUCAACAAGCCACCCAUCCUCCUCCUCCUCGUCACCGGCCACACCAACCUCUUCUCCUCCCCUCCCCCUGCCCUCACAGGCUCGCACCUCCGGAUCCCAGGUUCCCAGUUCUCCAUGGAGCUGUUCUCGCGGGCCAAGGUGGUGCGGCUCAAGAGCCACCACGACAAGUUCCUGUACGCGGACGAGGACGAGGUGCACGUCACGCAGGACCGCAACGGCGCCUCCCCGAACGCGCGCUGGAGCGUCGAGGCCGUGCCGAACGUCCCCGGCGUCGUCCGCCUCCGGAGCCGCUACGGCCGCUACCUCACCGCCUCCAACGAGCCGUUCCUGCUCGGCAUGACGGGGCGGAAGGUGCUGCAGACGGCGCCCGCGCGCCCGGACUCGUCGGUGGAGUGGGAGCCCGUGCGGGACGGCUUCCAGACGCGCCUCAAGACGCGGUACGGGCACUUCCUCCGCGCCAACGGGGGGCUCCCGCCCUGGCGGAACUCCGUCACCCACGACGUGCCGCACCGCACCGCCACGCAGGACUGGGUGCUCUGGGACGUCGAGGUCGUGCAGGUGCUCACGCCGGGGCCCGAGCGCGCGGACUCCGCGCCCGUCAAGAUGCCGGACUCGCCGCCAGCGCCGGAGCUCAGGGACCCGCCGCCGGCGCCGCACCACCGGCCAUCCAAGUCCUACGCCGCGCCCCCGGCACCGCCGACGCUGGAGCCCGAUGCCCCGCGCCCGGGGCCAAGGCUCUCCAAGCUCGAGUCCUCCGAUUCUUUCUCCGCCCCCUUGCACAAGGUGGAGGGACGUGCCAUCCAUUACCACAUUGCAGAUGACCUGGGCAACGUGGAUGAUGGCACAGAGGGACACUCGUUUACAUUUAAUGGCAGCAACUUGGAGGAGCUCGCCCAGAAGUUGCAGGAGGAGACGGGUAUGGAUGGCAUCAUCAUAUGCACACGCAGCCCUAUCAAUGGGAAGCUCACUCCUCUCCGUUUGCAAUUGCCACCGAACAAUGCAGCGAUGCAUAUUGUGCUCGUCCAGGAGUCCUCAAAAGUGGUGAAGACAUUCCCAUGGCCAUAUGGUUCGUAGAUCAUAAAUCUUUUGGUGAAGACGGCGCCCUGAGUUUUGAUGGACCGCGCAUCUCGCCCGACGCCCGUUCAUCAGUCGAUCCACCCAUGCCAGUUCUGCAGUUACAAUGGGUACCACGAGCAACUACUGCUGACCUUGUGCCUCCAUCAGGGGUCUCAUUGCUGCAGAUGUACAAAGCGCUAUAUGUUUGAUUGAUUUAUAGACGACAGUUUGACCCUGAAUUAUAUGAGUUGUUGGAGAGAAUGUCUAAUCGCCGGGCCGGCUCAUUCUUCCCCCAUUUGGAUCCUGCCAGGAUGUGUAUAUCGUCGAAUUAAUAUAUUUUUUGAACCAUCUGUCGUUGACUUUUA